GAGCAUUCGUGGAAAAAAAGUCCUGUCAUGGUUAUAGCUGUAAAGGAAUGUGUUUGGAAGAAAUAUGGAAACACAGUGAUCCUAACAGGCUAUCUGAAUAAAAAGAUCAAAGAAGAAAAGCUACUGCAAAUGCCAGCCAUAGCCUCCAGAAUGAAGGAGUUAAAGUCAUGGUACCUCAAAAAGAAGAAGAAGGCAUCAAAAGAAUUGACUAUCAAAAGCUGCAUGAAAUCAGAAAGUCAUACUACUGCCAACAACAAAAGAUUGACAAAAGCAAGCUGUACAAUUACAAGUCCUCCUAAAGACCAGGAAGAUGCCCUUUCAAAUGAUGAACAGAAGAAUGGGACAGCAUCCUUGGGGUGUGAAUCAGAAAAUCUAAAGGAAAGAAAAACGGGAAAUAAAAGGAAAAGUGAUUCGAAAUCCGAUGUUGCAAGAAAGAAAAUAAGAACAGGAGAGAAAUCAGUAGCUAAAGAGUCUUCUGAAAUGUUUCAAAAAAAAAUUGAUAACUCACAAAGCAGUAAGGAACUGGACACUAUUUAUGCCCAGGGAUGGCAUCAUAGUGUGGGUUAUUUGGUAUGUGGAAAAACAGGAGGAACAGCAUUCAGAGUUGGCAGUCGUUACCUGAUGACAGCAUUCCAUGUGAUUAGAGACAUUCUAGAAAUGUACAUGUUGGAAAUAAUAAAAAAUGCCCAGUCAGACCCAAAUCGCAAUGGCAAUUAUGCUAAGUUACUGGAAAAACUGAAUGUUAAAGAUUCUGGAUCUGAUGUAGAAAUGAAAAUAAGAAAUGGGAUUUUGGAAUGGCUGGAAAAUUCCAAGAGUCGUGGUUAUGUGAAGAUCAGCAACUUACUUAGUGCAUUGAAGGACACUGGGUUCUUAUUUGCAAAAGAUCAAGCAAUGGAAUUUAUCCAGAGCAACCUUAUGUAUGUAUAUUUUGGUUACAUGACAAAUGAAGACUACAGUUCAAAAUAUACAUUGAACAUUGACAUCCCAUUCUUUAGUCAAACAGAGGCAGAUGAUGUGGCUUUGCUAGAACUUAACUGUUCAGAAUUAUCUCUACCAAAACAGUUUACUUUGGAUAUAUGGGGCAAUCAACCAGAAAAUGUCUACAUCAUUGCACAUCCAUCUGUGCAUGGAAAUGGGCAAAGAUUAGACAGUGAAUGUCCAUUGCUUUCAGAUACUGAAGUAUGGGAAACUCACUACAAAGCCGUUAAGUGGUGGAAAAAAAAUUUUCCAGAUGAGGAUCCAGAAAUGAUCAGAAAUAGUUAUGAUUAUGCAUGUAAUGAGAGAAAAGUACAUUUUCACUGCUCUAAAACUACAACUCACGGGGCCUCUGGUAGUCCUGGUAUCAUUGGUUUGGAAAAAGGUGUGGCAAAAGUGUUUUUAAUGCUUAAAGAGGGAAUUCCAGCUUUUGCACACUCAAGGAUGAAGGAAAAACUGGAGACUUGUCCUAAGGAAUACCUUAUUGAGAGUGGUAUUACCAUGCGCCUUGUAUAUGAUGUUUUAAGUAAAAUACCAGAGCUAAAAGAAUUGCGGGAUGACAUUUUUCACAACUGAAUUUGAUUUGUGUUUAUUAUACAUUUAAUGAGGGUUGUUUCAGGAAAAUGUCACGUUUUUCGUUAUCUUUUGCUUUAAUUAUAGGAUUAAAAAUUGGCAAACAUUAUAAUCAAUAUUUUUUUUAAAAAUCUCUAAAAAAUUCAAUGAAAUAUCUGUAUAAGUAACACUUUCCUCUCAGGUAAACGGAUCUAAUGAAAUCAGCUAGCUUGUAUCGUUUUUGAAUUUGUUCUCGAAUCUAUGCCUCUAAAAAAGUGAAAAUUUUGUGUUCCAACAUCUAACAUCACCAUUCUAACUAGAUUCUGUUUGAAGUGCUUUGGCACACAUCAUCGUAUAUUCAUUCAUUUAUCAUUAAUGAUGACAAAUAAAUAAAAUUUUGAGCAUGGUACACCAAAUUAUGGAGUAUUAAUAUAGGAAAAUCAUAUUUCUGUACAAUAUCUUAACAAAGAAAACUUCCUUGACAAUGCUAUAUGAAAAAGUCAUACCCACAUUUAACACCCUAAGGUUGCUUUUUUAUAUGCUGUUGACAUUACAGGCCUAUAAUAUUUUGUCAAAAUAAAAAAGAUCAUUUUCCAACAGCAUGUAAAAAAAUAAGUAGUUUUGGUUGAGUAGUAUUUGAAUUGUUAAAAAAAGUUUUCGUUUAUCUGGACAACCCUCGUAUAUGUAUAUAUAUUUGAAGGCACAUUAUUGUAGAUACUUGUAUAUAUAAUGUAUAUAAUGAGUGGUUAUUUGAAUUAGACUGUAAAGUGAACCUUUAUCAAGCUGAUUAAUUUCAGAGUUAGAAUUGUAAAGAAAAUUUUGUGUAGCAAAUCAUUAUUCUAUACCGGUGCUAAAACAUACAGAAACAAAAAUUAUGUGAUU
Saccostrea cuccullata (small rock oyster) is the source of this 2409-nucleotide messenger RNA. RefSeq lists its product as uncharacterized. Bases 28 to 1551 code for a protein of 507 amino acids. The record is from RefSeq and is a predicted model, not a curated record. The transcript has 7 exons. NCBI's taxonomy places the organism in Eukaryota, Metazoa, Mollusca, Bivalvia, Ostreida, Ostreidae.